This is a messenger RNA of Pelobates fuscus (common spadefoot toad), 4761 nucleotides long. It is a transcript of the gene PRG4, whose product is annotated as proteoglycan 4. The record is from RefSeq and is a predicted model, not a curated record. Lineage: Eukaryota; Metazoa; Chordata; Amphibia; Anura; Pelobatidae. The coding region runs from base 38 to 4579 and encodes 1513 amino acids. The transcript is spliced from 28 exons. Gene Ontology annotation, molecular function: polysaccharide binding; scavenger receptor activity. Gene Ontology annotation, biological process: immune response.
UCAUCUUUCUAGUUUUCAUGCAAACGUGAUCGACACCAUGGACUCAAAGACUCUCUAUACACGGCUGGCUAUUUGUAUCCUGGUCUAUAUCUCUACAGCGUCUUCUCAAAGUGACACAAGCUGUGUUGGGAGAUGUGGUGAAGGGUAUUCUCGAGGGCGUGCCUGCCAUUGUGAUUAUACCUGUAUGUCUUUUAUGGAGUGUUGUCAGGACUUCAAGACAGUUUGCACAACAGAGGCCUCAUGCAAGGGACGAUGCCAUGAAGGGUUCAUAAGAGGACAGGCUUGUGAUUGUGAUCCCGGCUGUGAAAGUUAUGGCAGAUGCUGUUCAGACUACAAAGAAUCUUGUGCCAAACCAACGGAGCGUCACUCCCCACCACCUCGCAGAGAGUCCUCGCCAGCAGUUGAUGAAAGAGAUAGGACACCUGAGCCUACAAAAAAACCAAAUGAUGAAAGAGAUGACUACCCUGCAGACCCUGAUCAAGAUCCUGAAACAUCCAAACCUAGGUCCCCUGCAAAGAAUAAAAAGACGCCUGCCAAAAAGCCUAAGAAAAACCCCAAAAAGAAAAAGGUUCUUGCAGAAUCAGAAGAAAAAAUUGAAGAAUCUGAAGAAAAUGUGUCAUCUUCAUCCUUCUCUUCUUCGUCUUCUUCCUCGAGCGUGAAGGGAAGCAAAACUACCAAAAAGCUCUCAAGGAAAAAUCUAAAGAAAAAUAAACCAGGAGAUGAAGAUAACCCAGAUGAUGAACCAAAAAAGAAACGUCCAACACCUGUAGAUGAUGAAGGCAAACCCAAAAAGCCCAGAAGACCAAAAAUGAAAGAAGAGAAGGAUGACCCAGAAAAUCCAGAAACUCCACCAGAAGAACCAAAUCAACCUGAUGGCAAAGAAGACAAACCAAAGAAACCUAAAACUCCAAAAGACGGGGAUGAAGAUGAUGACCCAGACAGAAACCCAAAAGAACCAAAUCAACCUGAUGGUAAAGAAGACAAACCAAAGAAACCUAAAACUCCAAAAGACGGGGAUGAAGAUGAUGACCCAGACAGAAACCCAAAAGAGCCAAAUCAACCCGAUGGCAAAGAAGACAAACCAAAACCUAAAACUCCAAAAGACGGGGAUGAAGAUGAUGACCCAGACAGAAAACCAAAAGAACCAAAUCAACCUGAUGGCAAAGAAGACAAACCAAAGAAACCUAAAACUCCAAAAGACGGGGAUGAAGAUGAUGACCCAGACAGAAACCCAAAAGAACCAAAACAGGGGCUACCUGAUGACAAAGAUGACAAACCUAAAUCCCCAGAUGGCAAGGAUGGAGAGGACACAGAUGGAACACCUAAAGCUCCAAAUCCAGGAAGUCCUGAUGAUGAAGAAAGUAAGCCUAAGACACCUAAAGACCCAAAAGAAAGAAAGGGAGAUGAUUCACCAGAUCCUAAUGGUACGCCAAAAGAUCCUAAUCCAAUAGAUCCAGGAGACAAGGCAGGUAACCCUAAGAAACCUAAAACCCCAAAUGAAAAGGGUGAAGAUGAACCAGAAGGGCCUGAUGGAAUACCAAAAGAGCCAAAUCAGAAAGGCACUCCAGACAGUGAAGAUGGCAAACCCAAGAAGCCCAAGAACCCAAAAGAAAAGGAACCCAGUGAUAGCACUGACCCAGACAGCAAACCAAAAGAGCCCACAAAGGGAAAAUCCCCUUCAUCUGCAACACCACCUCCUGAUGAAGACAAUAGACUACGAAAACUGAAACUAGAAGAAGAGGAAGAAGUUACUACACAGGAUGAUUCUCUUGAUAAUAUAUCCUCCUCCUCUACAAAGAAUACAAAAAAACGCUCCCCUGGAAAUGGAAACAAGAAGCCAAAUAAACUGAUAAAUCCAGAUGAUCUAGUAAAUCCUGGAAAAGGCAAGAAUCCAAAAAAUAAGCCGUCACCAAAAGAUUUAAUCAAAAAGAAAAAGAAGAUUGAUUCUGAAGAAGAAAGAAAAGAAACUGUAGAGAGCGAGUUCUCAAGUUCAUCACAGUCAUCGUCUUCACAUCGCAGAAGCAAAUCAUCUUCAAGGAGAUUGUCAGGAAAAAAACAGAAAAAUAUUGAAGAGAAAAACAAGAAGAAGAUUCCUGAUGAAAAACCACUAGUGCCACCAAAGAGACGAAAAGAGAAGGAAUUUCCUCCAACACCUGAACCUACAUUUAAAGAUGAUGGUUCUGGAGAUGAUGGAAGUGGAAUGGACUUUUUCCAAACAUCACCUUCAACAACAACUGAAGUCACAACUAAGUUGACAACUAAGGACUUCCAAAGUACUGCUAAACCAGAGGACACCGUUGGAACAUCACCCAAAGCAUCCACAGAGAAAGAUAUAGCAUCUAAUAAAACAGCAACAAGCACAUCAACAAGCAUUUUACCUAGUGAAGAACAUACUUUAAGGAAUCCAACUAUGAGUACACUCAUACAACAUUCUACUUCUCCGGAGGACAAAACCAAACAACCAUCCCUGGGACCAGACAAGCCUUAUCAACUAACGAGCACAUUGGCCCCUGUCCAGGAACAAAGUACCAAAGACCUUAAAUCAUAUGGUAAUAGUCAAACAACAAAUUCUCAAGGAUUACAGGAAACUACAAACACAAGGUUAAGUGAUAUUAUUUCAACAGGACCAACAAAAGACCCAACUUCUAGUUUUAAUAAAAGUACCUCCCCAUCACCAACUAAUGUAGGGCCCACUACACUUAAGGCAGUCGAACAUACACAUAAUCUAUCUGGGGAAAGUACAACUACGAUAACUGUUGGAACAGAAACAAAAAUGCCAGACAUAUCAAGCACUCCAGUGGAAAGUAUUGAAAACAGGUUGAGUACUCAAAUGACCAAUGAAAAUACAUCACCAACUGCAGGAACAAAAAUUGAUACAACCACAAAGUCUGCUGGUGACACCCCAUCUUCAGCUUCUGUGCAGACAAAGGAGACAGUAACCCUAAUGGAUGGCGAUAUGGGUAAAAUUUCCACUGUCAUAAAUUUCAAUGAUGCUGAAUCACAAAAAUCCACAAUCGAACCAUCUGUAAGCCAUCAAGAAAGAACAACAUCCACUGAUGAGUCUCUGAAAUACACUACAAGACAACCUGAAAAGGAUCUCAAUCUGUUACCCAAGACUACAAUAAAACCCAAGACCGAUAUGGAACAAAGAAUAACCACAACUCAAAAACCAGAAGGAGCAACAACAAAGGAUGUCUUUAACUUUACUCCAAAAGAUAACAUGUUUACCAAGUCUUCAUCUACGAAUAUGCCUCAAUAUAGUCAAACACACAUGACCACAAAAUCACCUAUCCUGUCACGAAGUACAAACCCACCUGGUAAAGAAGAUUCCAUUACACAAAAGCCUAGGAGUUACAUUACAGCCAGACCAAUUGGCAUUGAAGAAAUGGAAAAUAAGAAUGAAACCAACUAUCCCUUGACCAUUGACCCAUUGCACAUCUGUGAUUUGCUAAAGGAUCCAGAAAACAAGAUACAAAUAUCAGAGAUUGAUCUCCAGCGCUUGACACAAGUAUGCAUUGAAAUGAGACAACCAGUAAGUACACCAUCAUCAGAGAUAAGGCAACCUGGUUCUGACCAGAUUAAAGUACCCUCACAUCACACAAUAACCACUAUCCUACAGCCCAAAUGGAAUCAGCCACCAGGAUCAAGAUUCAUACAGCUUAUUGAGGAAAUAAAAAGGAGGGCAAAUAUUCCUCAAACUCCAAAUUUAAUAGGAGUCCCAGGCCUACACACAAAUAAAUCAACAGCAUGGUUGUUGCUACUUAAUAAGUUCAGGAGUCCAAAUGACCCACAGAUGAACUUGUGCAUUGGACCUCCAGCAGAUGGAAUGACAACCCUCCAUAAUGGUUCAAUGGUUGUAUUCCGAGGUCAUUAUUUCUGGAUGCUGAACCAGGGAGGAGUUACAGAGAAACCUCGCAAAAUCAGUGAGGUAUGGGGCAUUCCUUCUCCGAUUGACACAGUGUUCACUCGAUGUAACUGUGGUGGCAAGACUUUCUUUUUCAAGGGUCCAAAUUACUGGCGUUUCACCAAUGAUGCUAUGGAUCCUGGAUAUCCAAAACAAAUUGUUAAAGGGUUUGGAGGACUUAAAGGUAAAAUAACUGCAGUGCUAUCAGUGGCUGGAGUCAAAACAAGGCCAGAGUCCGUCUAUUUCUUCAAAAACGGUGGGAAUGUUCAGAAGUACACAUAUCGCCAGGAACAGACUAAAAAAUGUUCCAAAAGAAAUCGUCCAGCAGUCCAAUACCCAAUUUAUCCACAGAACAUACAAACAGUGAAAUAUCGCUUUCCUCGGCAAAUCAUAAGACAACGAAUACAGAUACACAGAACUCUCACAAAUGUCAAGCAAGCACCUUUGGGUGUUCUUCAUGAAGAGGUUUCUGUUCGUUCCACUUGGCGAGGGAUUCCAAACAACAUUGUAUCUACUGUGUCUUUGCCAAAUCCUCAAAAGCAAGAUGGAUUUGAUUAUUACGUCUUCUCAAAAGAAAAAUACUACAACAUAAACAUGUCCAGCAAAGUAGCAGUGAAAAUGCCUACUCAGUCUGAACAGAAAACGACAAAGGAUUGGUAUAAGUGCAAGGAAUGAAAACAAGAAUAAAAUCUUUCUAAGAGAACUUUUUAUUAACAAAGACAAAACAUUUGCCUCUAUAAAACAUACAAAGUGCAUAAACGUAAUUCUCCAAUAAACAAAAAACAGUCAGCUUUUCACAAAGAAUGAAAUAGAGAUAGAGGAUAUAGCUACUGGCAAUUCCUAAUUUUCCUCCCAGA